AAAUUGAUAAAAACGGCAUUUUAUUUUAUUUAUAUUGAUUGAUUAUGUUUGGGCUACUAGAACUGAAUUGGGCGAUAUUAGGCUACUUAAUUCUUAAGAAACGGCGAUAUUCGGGCUAGGGCUGUUGACAACACUGGUGACAACAGAUAAUUUUACAUUUGGCAGAUUGCUUGAGAGGAGGUUAAUUUUUCGUCCUUUACGUAAUCUUUUUGUCGUCUCUUAAAAGAAUUCAACUUCAAAAUGUUAGGACGCUUGGGUAAAAAGCAACUAGAGGUUGCCACUUCUUUCUUCACAUCAGCAGCAGGAUUUGGAGGUGCUGCGUUUGUAUCUCUUCUGUACGUGACCGACUGGAAGGUGUUUGUUACGUACAUUCCGUUCUAUUCAGGAAAAUUCCCUGAAACUGAUGACGAAAAGUGAACCUAAAUAUAGACCUAAAUCGAGUUUAUUGUGCAAGUAAAUUAUUAUGUUAUCAUAGAUGUAAAUAUAAGCAGUGAAAAGUGAAUCUUGGUUUCAUUUCUUUCAUUUUUUAUAUAUUAUAUGCAAUUUUAAAGUAUCUAUUUGGGAAUAGGACAAAUAGAAAAUAAAUAGCAAUGGUAGAUUCGAGUGGCAGGUAUGGCGUUAGAAUCUUAGCUUUACUUAGGUCAAUGGCUCUUCAAGAGAUCUUACAACACUAUAUGUUUGGCGACACUACAUGAAAAUAUUAUUGAUAAGAUAAAAGUAUCAAAAACCAGUUUUAAAAAAUAUGUAUUCUCUAUAUAAGUAAAAUAUAAUACUUAUCUGAAAGGUGGUUCCUAUGUUCAAGCAACUUUUAUUGAAAUUGGGAAGUUAAUAUUAACCAAUAUAACAAAUCUACCUUUUGAGAUAAGUAUGUAAUUUUUUGAAGACAUUAUUAAUUUAAAAACAAUGGCCAGUUUCUGA
This is a messenger RNA of Diatraea saccharalis (sugarcane borer), 918 nucleotides long. The record is from the annotation of a GenBank genome assembly. NCBI's taxonomy places the organism in Eukaryota, Metazoa, Arthropoda, Insecta, Lepidoptera, Crambidae.